GCUUUGCCACCAUACUUCGGAGAAUGGAGUGACUAUUACCGCAGACUUGUUGCCGAUUAUUAUACUUUAAAAAAAUAAAAAAUAAAAACGAAAAAAAGAGGGAGGAUGAAUUAGGUUUCGAAACCGGGGUUUCCUUCUCGUCUUCUCCACUGCGCCAUCUUCCCCCGACGUCUAUCCUGUUUUUGCUCCGUUUCUACACGAAUAGAGAUCUGCUAAGAUGACAGAGCGCCUUCUAAGGUUAUUCAUGUCCGAAACGUUGGCCAUGAAAUAUCUGAGAGUGAUCUGCUUCAGCUGGUGCAUUCUUUUGGAGUUGUCACUAAGCUUGUGAUGUUACGUGCCAAAAAUCAGGCUCUUCUCCAGAUGCAAGACAUGGCUUCUGCCGUCAAUGCACUGCAAUACUAUACAAAUGUUCAGCCCAGCAUUAGGGGUAGGAAUGUGUACAUUCAAUUCUCUUCACAUCAAGAACUAACAACAAUGGAUCAGAAUGCUCAAGCACACAAGGUUGGAGAUCAGGAUGCAGAGCCCAAUCGAGUUCUCUUAGUUACAAUUCAUCACCUACUCUAUCCUAUAACAGUGGAAGUGCUGCAUCAAGUUUUUUCUCCUCAUGGAUUCGUGGAGAAGAUCGUCACAUUUCAGAAGUCCGCUGGUUCUCAAGCCCUCAUCCAGUAUCAGUCAGGUCAGAGUGCUGUUCAAGCAAGAAAUGCUUUGCAAGGACGCAAUAUCUACGAUGGUUGCUGUCAGCUAGAUAUUCAGUUCUCCAACCUCAGUGAGUUACAGGUGAACUAUAAUAAUGAGCGAUCUAGGGAUUUCACAAAUCCGUCGUUGCCAUCUGAACAGACAAGCAGAUCCUCUCUGCCUGGCUAUGGUGAUGCUGGGGGUCUGUAUGCACUUCAACCUCCAGGUUCCGGGGCAGUGGCAUUUCCUCAGAUGGGAAAUGCUGCAGCCAUUGCAGCUGCAUUUGGUGGAGGCUUGCCUUCUGGAAUAAGUGGUACAAAUGACAGGUGCACCAUCCUUGUCUCCAAUCUGGAUCCUGAUAAAAUCGAUGAGGAUAAACUUUUCAAUCUGUUCUCUGUUUAUGGUAACAUUGUCCGAAUCAAACUGCUCCGCAACAAACCAGACCAUGCACUCAUUCAGAUGGCAGAUGGGUUUCAGGCAGAAUUGGCCGUGCACUUCUUAAAGGGGGCUCAACUUUUUGGCAAGCGGGUGGAGGUGAAUUUCUCAAAGCAUCCCAACAUUACAUCUGCUCCAGACACCCGUGAGUACUCGGGUUCAAACCUCAACCGCUUCAACCGGAAUCUGGUGAAGAACUACCGCUACUGUUGUGCCCCAACCAAGAUGAUCCACCUCUCCACCCUCCCUCAAGACAUAAAUGAGGAAGACAUUGUUGCCCAACUGGAGGAGCAUGGCGCCAUUGUUAGCACUAAGCUUUUUGAGGCGAAUGGAAAGAAGCAAGCCUUGGUCCUUUUUGAGAACGAGGAGCAGGCCACAGAGGCCCUUGUUUGCAAGCAUGCUAGCUCCAUUGAUGGGUCAGUCAUCCGGAUCUCUUUCUCGCAAUUGCAGAGUAUCUGAGAAAAAAUAGAAUGACCAUUCCUUUCAAAGAUUGUUUGGCUUGCAUCUCCAUUGCUUGGGAUAUGGAAUGACCCCUUGGAUGUAUGUAUUACCGUUGGCUUCUAAUUAUAUUUUGGAUAUUUAAUGAUUAAUUAGUUUCCUUA
Magnolia sinica is the source of this 1712-nucleotide messenger RNA. RefSeq names its product polypyrimidine tract-binding protein homolog 3-like. Gene Ontology annotation, molecular function: mRNA binding. Gene Ontology annotation, cellular component: nucleus. The record is from RefSeq and is a predicted model, not a curated record. Gene Ontology annotation, biological process: mRNA processing; regulation of RNA splicing. The transcript is spliced from 15 exons. Bases 328 to 1569 code for a protein of 413 amino acids. Lineage: Eukaryota; Viridiplantae; Streptophyta; Magnoliopsida; Magnoliales; Magnoliaceae.